This is a messenger RNA of Aspergillus oryzae RIB40, 447 nucleotides long. RefSeq lists its product as uncharacterized. The transcript is spliced from 4 exons. Bases 1 to 447 code for a protein of 148 amino acids. The record is from RefSeq and is a predicted model, not a curated record. Lineage: Eukaryota; Fungi; Ascomycota; Eurotiomycetes; Eurotiales; Aspergillaceae.
AUGGAGGAACAGACCAUCCAAACCGCCCAUACCGUUUUCACCUCACAGUUAUCUUAUACCUUUGAGGAUUGGAACGAUUGCGUGCAGUUUCAAGAACUCAUACUCGCGGCCAAGCUCGUUUUCAUUGCCGGAAUUGCCGAAGCCAAAUCCAAAGGUCGUGGAGAAGAAUGCAUCAGCCAGAAUCUACGCAUUUUACGCGGCUAUAACGGCAAACAAGUGAUUCUGUUCUUUGCCAAUUCACAGCGAAAAGAGCUAAAGCGCUAUGUCUCGCUUCCUGUGAAUUGCAUCGAAAGUGUCCAACCGCCGAAAAAGGCCGGGCGGCCGGUUGUGCUACAGCUUCUACCAAAUUUUGACCACCUCUCCCAAAUGAGAAGUCUCCAGAUCCAUUUCUUAGACCACGGAGAUGGUUUGUCCUUCUGUCAAUUUCUGGCAGACCACGCUAAAUAG